ACUAAACUAUUUUUCACCGUUUGGUCUCCCGUGCCAGCAAGGGUCGACCUCGAGCGGAAUCUGAAUCCAAAUCUGCGCACGUGAGGGCACGAGCGAGCGACGCGCCGACGCCUCGCCGUCGUCGCCGCGAAGAAAUGCUCCGCCUUUCGUUCGUACUAUAGGAGUAGUUUCUCUUCUCCUCUUCCUUGGCAGGCGCUCGAUCCUCUCGCGUGACCGUCACGUGGACGGAACGGAAGUCAGCGUCCCGCUCCCCGCCUGCCGCGGCACGCCGGCUCGGCUCUUCUUCCUGCUCUGCGGGUGCCGUCACGCCUAACUUCUCCUUCCAAUUCCAAGCAAAUCAUCUGCUAGUGAUAGUGCGAGCCGACCGACACCGGGAGUCUUCAGUGCUCCAUAACCAACGGCACCCGCCCCUCCUCCUCGGCGAUUCCGCCGCCCAACGGCCCAGAAGACAUCCAUCUUCCGCCUCUCCACUGAGGCGAGACACGUCGAAAGAUGGUGGGUUUUGGGAGGACGGGCAUCUGAGAGGUGGCAGCCAUGACCAGGAGGAUGGGGUUGCUCGUGCUGUUCGUCGCGGCGGUAUUGGUCGGGCCGUCGAGAGGGGGAGGAGAGGUGGACGGGGUGCAUGUCUUGUCUGGAUGGACGCAGCCUCCCUCUUCUUCUUCCUCUGUUCCUCCGUUUUCCCUGGUUCUGGAUGGGGAUCUCGUGGACAAAAUACGGUCAAUUUGCUUACAAGACAUAGUUGGGGCGGAGGAAAUUUUAGGCACUGGACAGACGUUUGCUUAUGAUGAACUGCCGAGCCGUUCUUCAAAGAGUGAGCUGAAGACGAUGCUGCUUAUGGAGCUCCUGGCCCUUCUUCCACCUGACAAGUCUUCUGUUACUCACGACUGUAUCCGCGCAAAUUAUUUCAGCUUGGGCAUGUCACAAGAAUUUAUCAACUAUCUUGAGGACCAGCUGUUCUUGUUUGGUUCAGACUUCUAUCCAAGAAGACGGCAUUUGGCUGAUCAAAUGGUUGAAGAUGGUCCUUCUUCCGGAGGUGAAGCUAAGUUUCCUCUUUCUCUGAUGGAGCAACCAUUUACGCCUCCCAACUUUCCGAACACCGAACCUCGCAGCCGUCGUCUCGAAGAUAAACCUGCAAAGAAGCGUUGGGGAGUGCCUCCUCCAGUUUCACCUUCGGAUAAGCAGCACAACUACAUAAAAUUGGUCUUGACUGUGGUGCUCCCGACGGCGGCCUUCUCGUUCAUUGCUGCAUUCCUGAUUUUCUACUGCUGUGGAUGCAACAAGAGCAAGGUCUCUGUCGGUGAGCCUCGAGAUGAUCAUCCUCUUCUUCACAUGCAGUCGGCCAACACACCUGGAUCGUCACCCGUUAUCCGUGCAUCCUCCAGUCAGCUUCACAAGGAUGAUCAAGGGGUCAGGGCUUCUAAGGCCGGAGGCAGCAUGAGUCGGUGCUUUCCAUGCUGUUUUAAAACCUCCAGUGAUGUGUCAACUCCCGCGCAAGCUACUGGAGGAACACAGAACAACACAAGUGAUGCUCCUAAACCAGUGCCUCCGCCACCGCCGCCGCCGCCACCGCCUCCACCACCGCCUCCUCCUAUCAGGAAGGCUGGUCCUCCCCCACCUGCACCUCCCAAAGGCUCAUUAGCAAGAUUUCCUCAGCUGUCACCUGUUGAGUCAAGUCAUUCUGAAGGAUCAUCUGCAAGCGAGCAGGCCAGUGAAUCGUCUGAAGCUGAAGUGGGUGCUCCAAGACCCAAACUUCGACCAUUCUAUUGGAACAAAGUUCUUGCUAAUCCUAACCAGUCGAUGGCCUGGCAUGACAUCAAGUUUGGUUCUUUUCAUGUGAACGAGGAUAUGAUAGAGGCAUUGUUUGGUUAUGGCGCUGGCAACAGAAACAACACCAAGGACAAGGAACUUGCCAUGGCUGACCCUUCACCUCAGCAUGUUUCUCUUCUUGAUUUUAAGAAAUCGUGCAACCUGGCAGUUGUUUUCAAGGCAAUGAAUGUCAGGGUAGAGGACAUUCAAGAUGCUCUCACUGAAGGAAAUGAACUUCCUAGACUACUUCUUGAGACGAUCUUGAGAAUGAAACCAAAUGAUGAGGAGGAGCUGAAACUUAGGCUUUACGAUGGGGACUACUCGCAACUAGGUCUUGCAGAACAAGUCAUGAAGGCACUAACUGACAUUCCUUUUGCUUACAAGAGGAUCAGUGCUCUGCUUUUCAUGUCAUCUUUGCAAGAAGAUGCUUCAAGUCUCAGGGAUUCAUUCCUGCAAUUGGAGGCUGCUUGUGGGGAACUGAAGCACCGGCUUUUUCUGAAACUGCUAGAAGCUGUUCUUAAAACUGGAAACCGUUUGAAUGACGGGACCUUCCGUGGUGGUGCUAACGCAUUCAAACUUGAUACCCUUCUGAAGUUGUCAGAUGUCAAGGGUGCCGAUGGAAAGACUACAUUGCUUCACUUUGUUGUCCAGGAGAUUAUUCGAUCCGAAGGUGUCCGUGAAGCAAGGUUGGCCAUGGAAAGUGGAAGGACUCAACCUUCAGGAGAUGAUUCGAACGGAUCUGUCCAAGAAGAUGGCGAGUACUACUCCAAGCUCGGCCUAAAGAUUGUAUCAGGGCUUAGCAGUGAACUGGUUAAUGCCAAGAACAUAGCUGCACUAGAUGCUGAUGCUUUAUCUGCCAGUGUAUUGCAACUCAGACGUGAGUUGCUGAACGCAAAGGAGUUCCUGAACUCUGACAUGGCAACGAUAGAUGAGAAUAGUGGAUUCCACCGCUCGCUGGCACGUUUCGUUGAGCAUGCAGAGAAUGAGACCAACUUUCUGUUGAAAGAAGAGAAGAGAUUGAGAUCGUUGGUGAAGAAAACAAUCCGGUAUUUCCAUGGAAACGAUGUGAAAGAUGAUGGAUUUAGCCUCUUUGUCAUUGUAAGAGAUUUUUUGGUGAUGCUAGAUAAGGCCUGCAAGGAAGUUGGGGCAUCACAAAAGAAGGCGGCGAGUCAAUCUCGGAGCAGUGGCAGUUGUAACCCAGCCUCCCAGUUAAAUCCCCAGGAGAAACAGUUUCCUGCAGUACUGGAUGAUCAUUUAGAUAGCUCGGAUUCAAACGAUUAAUUUUGGGAUACAAUCUUAGAUGUAAUCUAUAGGGUUUUUUUUUUUGCCUGAGAUGAUGUACAAAUACCCAUUUGCAGAGACACUACUGUAUACAUACAAAUGCCACAUACACAUGGCUUUAUACGUACAUGUUUGCAGAGGCAUUGCUGUAUACAUAUGCAUGCCACAUACACAUGGUUA
Aegilops tauschii subsp. strangulata is the source of this 3267-nucleotide messenger RNA. Its product is annotated as formin-like protein 10. Gene Ontology annotation, molecular function: actin filament binding. Gene Ontology annotation, biological process: actin cytoskeleton organization; actin nucleation. The record is from RefSeq and is a predicted model, not a curated record. Lineage: Eukaryota; Viridiplantae; Streptophyta; Magnoliopsida; Poales; Poaceae.